Messenger RNA from Etheostoma spectabile (orangethroat darter), 3200 nucleotides. RefSeq names its product gasdermin Eb (gene gsdmeb). The record is from RefSeq and is a predicted model, not a curated record. Gene Ontology annotation, biological process: programmed cell death. The coding region runs from base 204 to 1607 and encodes 467 amino acids. The transcript has 10 exons. Lineage: Eukaryota; Metazoa; Chordata; Actinopteri; Perciformes; Percidae. Gene Ontology annotation, cellular component: cytoplasm.
GUUUUGACAGUUGCCUCAGUAACACACCCACAGCUUCCUGUAAAUAUGAAGGCGGAGCGUCCGCGCGUCUUUUGUCCAAAACAAGAUCAACUUCCCUGCACAGCAGUACCGAGACAUGGGGAAGCCUCGUCUGCUCUAGAAGUCUGGCCGCAAAGAAGGCUUCUUGUCAGGUUCAUCACUAAAACAAACUUCGGGUUUAAGAGAUGUUUGCCACAGCCACCAGAAACUUUGUGGAGGAGGUGGAUAAUGGGGGUUUGCUGAUCCCAGUGUCCAGCCUGAAUGACACUAUUGCUCUUCUGACAGUGGUGGUGAAGCGCAAGCGUUUCUGGGUCUGGCAGAAGCCCAAGUACAUUCCCUCUGAUUUUAACCUCAAUGAUAUACUAACAGGAGACAUACCUAUGAAGCCAGACGUCAUAGAGACAGACUUCAUUAAAUACAAUGGAACAUUUGGUGACAACAUCCAAGCAACCGUGGACGCAAAUUUUGUCCACGCCAGUGUGAGUGUCGAGGGUAAAGACUCUUCCAAACUCCAGUCAUCCUUUGGCAGUUUGAAGAAGGAGGAAGUGGAUGUGCAGAAGCUGCUGCGAGACUCCAAAAGCAGGGUCCUGGACAUGUCCCAUGAUCUGAUCCAGCAGACGAAGGAGAAGCCCCGACAGGUGUUUGGGUUUGUGAAGGAGCGUAUUGUGACUACUCAGCCCAGUUCGGUCAUAGAGGAGGUUCAGCAGGGAGCACAGUGUGGAGGAGGACUGAGCCUCUGUGGGCCCAAGAGGUCAAAGGUUUCAUUGAAAGAGAAUGGGAGCUUGAGUAAAGACAGUAACAUCACCAUGGAGAUUCCCAUCCAUACUACAAUUGCCUAUGCUCUUUUAGAGCUAGAGAUCAAACAAGAUGGGCGCUUUGAGAUGUGUCUGAUGUCAGACACCACUGGAGGUUUUGAAGUUGACGGCCUUGCUAAGAGAAGACCGUUGGGUGUCUUUGGAGCCCCUGCCUCUGAAAAAAAUUACCUUAGACAAGAGCUGGAGCAACUGAGCGAUCAUUUCCAGCUGCUUUCAUCUCUUCCUGCCACCACGAGGUCCUUUCUGCUCCAGCAAAUCACCAAAGUUAUGGAGGACCGAGGGGCCUGCAGUUCACUUCAGAAUGCGCUGGAACAGAUGUGCUUGGAUGAGAGACCUGCCCUGGGUGAUGUCACAACCACAGAGCCCCAAAAACAGAACAUCCGAGCAAUUCUGGACCUUUUGGAGCAGUCUGGUCAGGUUGAGUCCACACCAGUCCUUACAGCCCUAAACCUUGUUACCAGCGCAAUGGAUGAAAUGACAAAUGAUUGUCUUGCUGUCUUGGGAGUGUGCUGCAGCCUCACAGUGUUACAGGCUCUUGAGCUACUGGUGCAAUGUGUAUCCGGCAAGGGGGAGUUGCAUCUGAGCGGCGCGGGCCUAGCUGCACUGACAGAAGACGUCUUUGAAAAAACUGAACAUCUAUUUGCCUUGUCUAAUGUGUCCCUGGAGAGAGACGGGGACACAGUGAAGACAAAAAUAAGCCACCUGGCAGGAAAUCGCCCUCUGGUCCUGUGUAUCGCUGUCAGAGGUCUCGCCUCAUUGGCCCACUGUGAUUGAACUGAAGACACGUUUACGGUUUAUCCACCAGAAACUUGAAACAUUACACUGGAAUGAGGUAAAGAGAAUCAUGUAGAUCACGUCAUUUUUACAUCAGUGUUUUUCUCUUUUUGGUGCAGUACACAUUCCUCUAAAACAGUGUUGCGUUUCAUAGUAGGAUGAUUAUAUAGAUAAAUGUAAUAGUGUUCAAAUAAUUAGUGAAUGAAUGCUUUAGUCAGUAAAUGACAAAUAAACAACAAAAAAUGACAAUCAAAAAUUGUAGGUCAUGGAUUUUGGACUGUUUGUUGGACAAAACAAGCAUUUUGAAGACAUCGCCUCAGAUUCUGGGAAAAUAAAAGGUACAAUUUUUUACUGAUUUCUGAUUUUAUCUAGAAAAAAAACAAUUGCUCACAAAUGUAAAAUGAUCCACUUUGAGAUUAUUAAAUAAGGGAUAGUACCAUUGUAAGUUGUGUUUUCUUAAAGUUAAUUAAUGCCUUCAAGCCAAUCCAAACCAAUCAAGAUUUUGUUCCAACCUGCUGGUAGGACCAGCAUCAUUAUACACAUAAAUGAAAGAAAAAGAGUUAAAUGAUAGACCUCUGGAUCUUACCAUCUUAUUUUGGGUCAUAGUCUCUGAAAGAAGCACAUCUUUAUUGUAUCGUAUUCUUGUGUAAUUCCAUUAUAAAUACAGUAUGAUUUGUAUGUGUGUCUCAUUUGCCUAUGUUGCAAAAAUUUAACUAAAACCUCUCACUUUUAAAAUAAACAAUGGAUUUUUUUUUAUGUAGGAUCUAAUGUCACGUCUCAGCCAUGGAGACCCACCCCCAACUCUGAAUUUGUAGGAUAAUCUAAGCUAUAUUUUUUCUGCAAUAACAUUUCAAUGAGUUUCAAUGUGCCUUUUAUUGUGAAGCUUUAUUUCAGGUUUUAACAAUAUUGGAAAUUGUUUAAGCUUUUUAUCUGUAUCAUUGUAUGUUUUAUAAGAAAAAGAUGUAAAUACUAUUUUCUCUACCAGUUUGGUUUGUGCCAAAAGAGAAAAGUAAAAUCAAAGUGGAUCAUUAGAAAACACCAGUUAUUUACUUGACAUCUGAAAAUAAAAUUUAUUUGAAUUCUUGUAAAAUAUACCAUUUAAUAAGUAAAUAUGCGCUUUAUUUAAAACCAUUUUAGUAAUAUCACAUCAAAAGGGAUGUUCUCUGAGAUGCAUUACCCUGUUCAAGAGUCCCAUGGAAAGUUUUUCUUUCAAGCUAACACAAAGACAGCACCAUAUCGGCAUGUCUAACAGUCAGAAAUACAUGAUUGAAAUGCCUGACAAACAUAAUUCAUGUUAUCUGUUGUGCUUGAGUGAAAGAGAAAUAAUUACUAAACACUAAGGAAAUACUUUUUUUCUGUACAACAUAAAAUAGUGACUGGCUUGACAUUUUGUAUGUAUGAGUUCAAACUGCAAAAACAGAGCAUAAAUGUCACGUUGAGGAAAAAGGUCUCAAAUGACUAAUUCUACAUGAAUGUUUGUAGUGACAAAAUGAGAUGAAGUACUGAAGGCAUAUGCACUGUAAACUGUAACACUGAGGUAUCCUUCUUUCCUUGCAGAAUAAAUACUUAGAUAAAGAUGUAAAAUUAAAACAG